AUCCUGCACAUUCAUAUGAGUCUUUCUGUCCCUUUGUCUCUCAGUGGAAUUUGUCACCAAAGUAAACUUGACUUCUCUCUAAACAGUCUGUGGUACUUGAAUGGAAACUACCUGGUCAUCAUGGUCUCUGCCAGCAUCAUCCUGCCCUUAGCUCUGAUGAAACAGCUCGGUUACCUUGGCUACGCCAGCGGCUUUUCUCUCAGCUGCAUGGUGUUCUUUCUGUCUUCAGUAACCUAUAAGAAGUUUCAGAUCCCUUGCCCUUUUGAAGAUUUCUCAGUCAAUAGCACCGUUGCACACCUUGGCUUGAAUGAUUCCAGCCACAUCCAUGGCAGCAGUGAGAGUUUGCUUCAAGAAGACAAUGACUCACACUGCACCCCACGCAUGUUCACCAUCAAUUCACAGACGGCGUAUACAAUCCCAAUUUUGGCUUUUGCCUUUGUUUGCCACCCUGAGGUGCUACCCAUCUACACUGAGCUACGCAAUCCAACAAAGAAGAAGAUGCAAAAGGUUUCCAACGUCUCCAUCCUUGUCAUGUACACCAUGUACUUUCUGGCUGCUCUUUUUGGCUACCUGACUUUUUAUGGUAAAGUGGAGCCAGAGCUACUGCAUACUUACAACCGCAUCGAUCCCUUUGAUGUUCUGAUCUUGUGUGUUCGAGUAGCUGUCCUGACCGCUGUGACACUGACAGUUCCAGUUGUGUUGUUCCCUGUACGCAGGGCCAUCCAAGAGAUGAUUUUCCCCAGCAGGUCCUUCAACUGGUUACGUCACACCAGCAUUGCUUUCCUUCUUCUCACCUUAAUCAACAUGCUGGUGAUAUUUGCUCCUAAUAUUUUGGGAAUAUUCGGCAUUAUUGGUGCCACAUCGGCUCCAUGCCUUAUUUUCAUUUUCCCCGCUAUCUUCUACAUCCGCAUCGUUCCCAAGGAGGACGAACCCAUGAACUCCACCUCGAAAAUACUGGCUGCUUGUUUUGCCGCUCUGGGCCUCUCCUUCAUGGUGAUGAGUCUGAGCUUCAUUAUCAUCGACUGGACAUCAGGGAACAGCCUGUCUGCGGGAGGUCACUAACAGCUGUGCUGCCUGCUUCCAUGCACAGAGUUUGGAAGAUAUUUGUUCGAUAUGUUUUAUUGAAAGGAAGUAGAACACAGUACCAGAAAGUCCAGCAUGGAGUCUGGAUUUGCUACAUUACAAAAUACACACUAUGAUAUAUAUACCGGUAACACUAAAUGAAUCAAUAGCUUUAUUAUAUCUCAACAAACAGCUGAACAAAAAUCUUCCCUGUGCUGCAUUUUAUAAUUUAAUUUUUUUUUAUAUCACAGAGUAUUUCAUAUACAUUUUAUUAAAAUGAAACAACAAACUCCACAUGAGAUGGUGAAAUUGCCCUCCUCUGCUGCUAUGGCUUUAAUGAAGCUGGUUCUGUGCAUAUAAAUAAUAACAAAAUAUUUUAAUUCUCCUCAAUGAUACGCACAAGCAGGAGCAGUCAGGUGAUCUUGUGUAAAACCAGAAUCAAUCUUAUCUGCUCAUCAUCAUCAUCAUGUUUGAAUGUUUGUGUGCCAUUCUAAUAAAUAAAGUGCUUUAUGACUAUAGAAAUGAUCGUUUUGCUUUUUGAAAACGUUUACUCUUCAUCGGCAAAACAGCAGUGCCUUUUAUAGUUUAGAAUGGCAUAAAAACAUUCGAAAAUGUUUAUUUAUUUAGUAAAUAGAGGUGUUCUUAUCUGAUUUCAAAUGAUCUAUAUUUAACUGCUGUGUAUGUUCACAUGCAUUAUACUUGAUUUUUUUUUAUUUUAUGGUGGUACAAACUAGCAAUAUUUGAUAAUACUAAUAUUUCCUCCCAUUAAAUCUUUUAGCCCAAACAUACUGCGAUAUUGAAAAUUUGCUUACUGUAGAGUAUGCUACUGACCCUUUAGCUGACUAGUGUACAUUAUCUAUCAUUUCAUUUGUUAUUUAUAGGCAUGCCUGGUAAAAGCGGUUAAAAGCCAAAAUCUCAAGAUUACAAAGACUAACAUUUCUCUGUUGUACCCGAAUAGCAUGUAUUUCCUUUUGCCUUAAUAUAAAGAGCGACUGGGCGAAAUUGACCACUGUGUGAAAUUUAUCGUCCAGGAAACAGGU
Cyprinodon variegatus (sheepshead minnow) is the source of this 2102-nucleotide messenger RNA. Its product is annotated as sodium-coupled neutral amino acid transporter 3-like. The transcript is spliced from 9 exons. Gene Ontology annotation, biological process: amino acid transmembrane transport; L-glutamine transport; asparagine transport. The record is from RefSeq and is a predicted model, not a curated record. Lineage: Eukaryota; Metazoa; Chordata; Actinopteri; Cyprinodontiformes; Cyprinodontidae. Bases 16 to 1062 code for a protein of 348 amino acids. Gene Ontology annotation, molecular function: L-histidine transmembrane transporter activity; L-glutamine transmembrane transporter activity; L-asparagine transmembrane transporter activity.